Molecule: messenger RNA, 4129 nt
Organism: Mastomys coucha (southern multimammate mouse)
Lineage: Eukaryota; Metazoa; Chordata; Mammalia; Rodentia; Muridae
Gene: Tmem200a
Product: transmembrane protein 200A
Exons: 2
Coding region: 951-2426 (491 amino acids)
Source: RefSeq, a predicted model, not a curated record
UCUCAGGCUGCAUCUGAUAAGAAAGCAUCCGAGGGGCGUGGAACCGAGGGGCCUAUGGAUCCUUCUUCCAGAAAACACAGAGUCCACCCGGGACCCCCAGAUCUUAUUGGGACAAGAAGGGCAAGGAUCUUCCGUUCUGGAACUCGGGUCCGGCGGUGUUGAGAGGCGAGUGGGUGUGUCCGCUUCCGCCGCUGGCCUUCAGACGAAGCAGAGCGCCUGGAAGCGGUACUUUGUUCCCGAAAUGGGUUUUGUAUACGCGCCAUCCCGGCGCUAGAAGUACAACUUUGCAGCCAGGGAGCGGGGCAGCUGGGUCGGGGUCCCGGGGGAAGGGCGGGUCCUGCCCGCAGCUGUCGAACAGCUUGGCGGCGGGGCCGGCGGAGUUCCCACGGGUCGUGGGCGGUGGUGCGAUUAGCACCGUCUGGGUCCCCGGCUAGCGGCGACGCUCCGGGAAGCCGGUCCCGCCCUCGCCCCGAUCCUUCUCUUGGCGGCUUCGGGGGCUAGAAUUCAUCAGGAACCAAGCCCAAAACUUUCCCUCUAGCUUCGCAUUCCUUUUGUCUUUCUUGGCGGCGACGGAGGCGCCUUAGCUGCGAUCCCUUGUCCUGGGCUCGCUCACCGGUACCCUAGAAGGACAGGGGUGCUGGGGCUCCGCGCGUCCGAUGGCGGCGGCCGCGUCCCCCAGCUGCGCGAGUCAGGGCGCCCGCACCCCGGCCUGACUCAUUCUCCCGCGGUGACCGCACGGCGUCCUCAGCCGGAGCCCCACGGGCGGGGAUGGGGAGUGAGACCGCGGCUGCCCGCGGUUGCCUAGAUUCCUCCUGACGCCCCCGACCCCGCCGCCUCCCACGCUGGUCCCCGGAGGCUCACGCUGUCGCGACAGCUGUGAGAGUGAAGAGCCCGGAGAGGCCACCGGAGCCCCGAGACCCUGCGCUCAGGACAGAGCACAAGAGGAAGCUAUGAUAGCCACUGGUGGGGUCAUCACUGGCCUGGCGGCCCUGAAGCGGCAGGAUUCUGCCAGGUCCCAGCAACACAUCAACCUCAGCCCACUGCCUGCUACGCAGGAUCAGAAACCCGUCAGACGGCGCCCACGAGCUGAUGUUGUGGUGGUCCGUGGGAAAAUCCGGCUUUAUUCUCCAUCUGGCUUUUUCCUCAUUCUGGGAGUGCUGGUAUCCAUCAUAGGAAUAGCUAUGGCAGUCCUUGGAUAUUGGCCCCAGAAGGAGCAUUUCAUUGAUGCAGAGACCACGCUGUCCACCAAUGAGACCCAAGUGGUUCGGAACCAGGGGGGUGUGGUGGUGCGCUUCUUUGAGCAGCAUCUACACUCCGAUAAGAUGAAGAUGCUUGGCCCGUUCACCAUGGGCAUCGGCAUCUUCAUUUUCAUCUGUGCCAAUGCCAUUCUUCAUGAGAACCGCGACAAAGAAACCAAAAUCAUCCACAUGAGGGAUAUCUAUUCCACAGUCAUUGACAUCCACACGCUGAGACUCAAGGAACAGAAGCAGGCAAAUGGCCUGUACGCAGGCUUGCUGGGAGACACUGAAGUGAGGCUGAAUGGCAGCCCCUGUGCAUCCAGGCUGGCUGCCACCACCUUGGCCUCCUUCUCAGGGAUGCGGAACAGCUUUCGGGUGGACAGCUCUGUGGAGGAGGAUGAGCUGAUGUUGACUGAAAGUAAGAGCCCGGGGCACCUCAUGCCACCGUUGCUAUCUGACAGUGCAGUCUCUGUCUUUGGCCUUUAUCCACCUCCAGCCAAGACCACCGAUGAAAAGACCAGCAGCUCCAAGAAGUGUGACACCAAAUCGAUCGUGUCGUCAUCCAUCAGUGCUUUCACACUGCCUGUGAUCAAGCUUAAUAAUUGUGUCAUUGAUGAGCCCAGUAUAGACAGCAUCACUGAGGUCGCAGACAACCUCCAAACUAGGUCCAGGAAUCUUUCAAUGGAUUCCCUCGUGGUCCCACUGCCAAGCUCUGGUGAGUCCUUCCAGCCCACCAGCACAUUACUCCCAAGGAACAAUUCCGUUGGGGAUUCCCUAUCAAGUCAAUACAAGUCCUCUGUGGUUCUGGGACCCGGGACUGGACAGCUCUUGUCUCCUGGGGCUGCAAGAAGACAGUUUGGAUCCAACACAUCCUUACAUUUACUCUCUUCUCACUCCAAAUCCCUAGAUUUAGACCGAGGUCCUUCCACACUCACAGUGCAGGCAGAACAAAGGAAGCAUCCAAGUUGGCCCCGGUUGGAUCGGAGCAACAGCAAAGGGUAUAUGAGACUGGAGAACAAAGAGGACCCAAUGGAUCGGUUGCUCGUUCCCCAAACAGCCAUCAAAAAGGACUUUACGAAUAAAGAGAAACUUCUUAUGAUCUCAAGAUCUCAUAACAACUUGAGUUUUGAGCAUGAUGAGUUUUUGAGUAACAACUUGAAGCGAGGAACUUCUGAGACAAGGUUUUAGUGUUUGAAAAUAGACCGUUUUCCUUGGAGGUAUAUUCUACUUUAGCCAGUGUUUGCCUCCUUAAAGCAUUGGUUGCAAGCCUUUUAAAAUCAAAUGUCAGUGUGUUAGAAAUGGUUGGUUAAUUUUGUAAUGAAGAUGGCUGUAUGUAUGGGUUCCCUUUCCCUGCAGAACUGUAGAUUAUCAUGUGAGAUUUUUUGUUUUCUCUCUGAAAGCAUGAUUUCUUUUGUUGAUGUAGAUGCAAAAUACCAGCAUUCAUAUUAAGAACUUGGCUUUACUUUCACAUCCUAUCACCGAUGAUCAUCUUCAUAGAGGGUAGCCAGUAUGGAAAGUGCAGAGUACCAAAGUGUGGACAAGAAGUGUUAAACUCAGGUCCAAUACUCAAUGGACGUAUUUAUAAAUGAGGUGGAGUGCAGUCUUAAGAUGUGAUUUUCUGAAUUGUUUUGUGCAAGAUUGCUUACAUUAUUUAACGGGAGAACUCAUUUCUGUUACAUCUUUUGUGAAUCAUACUCUGAACUCUUUAUGGGCAGUGUGUGUGUGUGUGUGUGUGUGUGUGUGUGUGUGUGUAACACACACACACAUAUUACACAUCAGUUCUGUUAGGAUGAUUAAAAAAAAAACCUGGUGAAGUUCAUGGUUUAGAGAUAAAUAGCAAAAAGCUACUAGUUGUAACUUUAGAGUCUCAGAAUCAAUCAUUUUCUCUGCAAAGUGAUGUGAAAAGUGAAUGGGCUAAUUAUAGCUUGUAGAAUUUUUGUUCUGACACGUGCAGAGAGAGCACCACCUAAGGAGCAAAAAUACUAUUAUUUGCAUCUAACAUCGAUCCACUUGCUGUUGUCUAGAAUUCACUCACCCCCAUGUUCUUAUUUUGUUCCAAAAUUUAUUAUUAUUAUUAUUAAUUAUUAUUAUUAUUAUUAUUAUUAUUAUUAUUAUCUGGGGAAUAAUCAGCUAGUGUCAGCUCAUUUUCAUAUCUCCACAUGCCACCAGCUUGGUGGUUAAAGAAAAUUUAGCACUUGAUAAACUGCCUUGCGAUCUACCCUGUGCUGGAAAGCCUUCCACUAACUCCAAAGACUCUCUCCUGGCUGGACAAGUUUUGAAGGUUGUGUUUCUCAAAUAUAUAAAAUUGUCAAUAAUACUAAAUACUAAAGUGAAUGUUUCCAUUAGAUAUCUCUCAUUUCCAUGAAGGUAACAUGGUUUUCAGAAUCGUUUAAUGGGGCCUAGAACAGUAUCUCAGCAGUUAAGAGCACCCACAUGGUGGGUCAUCCAGCUCCAGUUUCAGGGGAUCUAACACUCUCUUCUGGUCCUGUGUGAGCACCAGGCUAUGGUGCACUUAUGUACACUUAGGCACUAUACACAUAAAAUAAAAUCUUUAUUUUAAAAAGUCUAAUGGAAUACUCAGGUAAUUUUGCUGUUUUUUUUUCCCCAAAGCCUAAACAUUUGUGAACAUUCCCAUUACAAGCACUAGAAGGAACAGAAAGGACACAUUUGUAAGAGUAGCAGUCUAGAAUCCCAAACUGUGUUUACAUAGACAGCUUCCUUCUAGAGAGGCACCCUGCUUCGUAGAAACUCAAACCUGUGUGUUAUGAUAGACUAAGCUCAAUAUUUUACUAUAAAAACAUUUAAUAAAUGUCUAUUCCUCAUAGAAAUGUGUGUUCUUCAUACCUUUGUUAUCAUUUUUUUAAAUAAAAUGUACAUUUCUGUUUUAAAUA